Molecule: messenger RNA, 4247 nt
Organism: Mauremys mutica (yellowpond turtle)
Lineage: Eukaryota; Metazoa; Chordata; Testudines; Geoemydidae
Gene: KRIT1
Product: KRIT1 ankyrin repeat containing
Exons: 17
Coding region: 141-2351 (736 amino acids)
Biological process (GO): negative regulation of angiogenesis; cell redox homeostasis; regulation of establishment of cell polarity
Cellular component (GO): cytoskeleton; plasma membrane
Molecular function (GO): protein binding
Source: RefSeq, a predicted model, not a curated record
CUGGGCGGGGCCGGCUCGGUCUGUGCCUGUGCGGAGCAGGGGCGGGCUUGGACCCGCGCGACGCGCUGGAGGAUGCGUCCCGGCCUCCCGGGAGGAGGCGAGUCUAGACGCCACCGGUAAUAAAUGAAAAAGAAUAAACCAUGGGAAACCCAGAAAACAUAGGAGAUGCAUAUGUUGCUGUGAUUCGUCCAAAGACUACUGCUAGCCUGAAUUCUCGGGAAUAUCGAGCUAAAUCAUAUGAAAUUUUGUUGCUUGAGGUUCCCAUUGAAGGACAAAAGAAAAAGAGAAAGAAAGUUUUGUUGGAAACUAAACUUCAGGGAGGCAGUGAGAUAACCCAGAGCAUCUUGGAUUAUGUAGUAGAAACCACCAAACCAAUUUCACCAGCUAAUCAAGGUAUCAAAGGAAAGCGAGUAGUGUUAAUGAAGAAAUUUCCUCUUGAUGGAGACAAGGUGGGCAGGGAAGCCUCUCUUUUCAUUGUUCCAACCGUUGUCAAAGAUAAUACAAAAUAUGCAUACAGUCCUGGAUGCCCAGUUUUCUACUGCUUACAGGACAUCAUGAGGGUCUGCAGCGAAUCCAGCACUCAUUUUGCUACACUCACUGCUAGAAUGUUAAUAGCCUUGGAUAAGUGGUUAGAUGAACGACAUACACAAUCUCAUUCCAUCCCAGCUUUAUUCAGACCAUCUCCUCUUGAGAGGAUUAAAACUAAUGUUUCAAACCCCGCAUAUGCUAUUGAACCUGGGCAGACGGAGAGCUCUCUACACAUGGGAUAUACUGCAUUAGAAAUAAAGAGCAAAAUGUUGGCGCUGGAGAAAGCAGAUAUGUGUAUCUAUAACCCUUUGUUUGGGUCAGAUCUUCAGUAUACCAACAGGGUUGAUAAAGUGGUUAUAAAUCCAUACUUUGGUCUUGGAGCUCCAGACUAUUCAAAGAUUCAGAUUCCAAAACGAGAAAAGUGGCAACGCAGCAUGAGCAGUGUCACAGAAGACAAAGAGCGCCAAUGGGUAGAUGAUUUCCCUCUUCAUCGCAGUGCUUGUGAAGGAGACUCUGAAUUACUUAGUCGCCUUCUAGAUGACAACUUUUCAGUCAACCAGUUAGAUAGUGACCAUUGGGCACCUAUCCAUUAUGCGUGCUGGUAUGGAAAAGUUGAAGCCACUCGAAUGUUGCUGGAGAAAGGGAAAUGUAAUCCAAAUCUACUGAAUGGACAACUUAGCUCUCCUCUUCAUUUUGCUGCUGGAGGAGGACAUGUUGAAAUUGUGAAAAUUCUUCUAAACCAUCUGGAAAUUGACAGACACAUUACUGAUCAACAAGGAAGAUCCCCAUUGAAUGUCUGCGAAGAGAGCAAACAGAAUGAUUGGGAAGAAACAGCAAAACUGCUGAAGGAAGCCAUAAAUAAACCUUAUGAAAAAGUACGGAUUUAUCGAAUGGAUGGGUCAUAUCGUUCUGUUGAGUUGAAACAUGGAAACAAUACUACUGUACAGCAGAUAAUGGAAGGAAUGCGUCUGUCUCAAGAAACACAGCAGUACUUCACUAUUUGGAUUUGUUCUGAGAACCUUAGCCUCCAGCUGAAGCCAUAUCAUAAACCUUUGCAGCAUGUUCGUGACUGGCCUGAAAUACUCACUGAACUGACAAACUUGGAUCCUCAAAGGGAAACUCCACAGCUUUUCCUGAGGAGGGAUGUGAGACUUCCUUUGGAGGUUGAAAAAAAGAUUGAGGAUCCACUGGCUAUUCUUAUCCUGUUUGAUGAAGCCAGAUAUAAUUUGCUGAAAGGCUUCUAUACUUCACCUGAUGCCAAACUGAUCACACUGGCAAGUCUGCUGCUACAAAUAGUCUAUGGAAAUUAUGAGAGUAAGAAACACAAACAAGGUUUCCUUAAUGAAGAAAAUCUUAAAUCUAUAGUACCCAUCACCAAACUAAAAAGUAAGGCUCCUCACUGGACAAAUAGGAUACUUCAUGAAUACAAGAGUCUCAGCUCUAGUGAAGGUGUAAGUAAAGAGAUGCAUCACCUGCAACGCAUGUUCUUGCAGAAUUGCUGGGAAAUUCCUACCUAUGGAGCUGCUUUUUUCACAGGACAGGUAUUCACCAAGGCGAGUUCAAGCAGUCAUAAAGUCAUCAGAGUGUACGUAGGAGUAAAUGUAAAAGGACUGCAUCUCCUCAAUAUGGAAACCAAGGGUUUGCUCAUCAGUCUAAAGUAUGGUUGCUUUAUGUGGCAGUUAGGAGAUGCAGAUACCUGUUUUCAAAUCCAUAGUCUGGAAAACAAAAUGAGCUUCAUAGUCCAUACCAAACAGGCAGGUCUUGUCGUAAAACUGCUGAUGAAAUUAAACAGCCAGUUAAUGUCUACUGAACGAAAUGAAUGACAGCGAUGGACAGUGAUUAUGCAACAGUGUUUUAUGAUUAAACAGAAGUAAUUUUGUUUUAAUUAAAAUAGAAGUCUUUCAUGUGCAUGAAAGUUUCUCAGAAUGAAAUAUGUUGUGAAAUUUGUAUAGAUUUUUGUACAGAAGCUGCAUGGGUUAUUUUUUUAAAAAGUAUAUAACAUCUAUUUUUAUAAAGAGAUUUUUUCUUCAAUAUAAGCUAUUCUAAUUUUGAGCUAAACCACAAGAAGAAAGAUAUUGAGAUUAAAAUGUAAAAUAGUGUGCUCUUGUUCUUAACAGAUUAUGGAGGAUUCAGAGUGCCUUAAACCAAUCCCUAAUGUAUCUGUUAUUAAUCUACUUGUGAUACUGUAGAAUUCAGUAAAACCUGUACAAAUAACCUUUAACAGGCAACCUGCUCUCUUAAGAGACAGCCAAAGGUAUUCCCAGAUAUAUUGAGUAAAAUUCUUCUCCGCUUCAAUUAGAAGACUGUAGUUUCCCUGUGUGUUUUUAAUUUGAUGUUCAAUACAUUUUAUAGUUAAGACUUGAUUUAAUUUCAAGUUUAAUUUUUUUCUUAUGUACCAGUAUUAUUUUAGAAAUUUGCCUCAGAACAGCUAUCAGGAAAUACAUUUUUAAAUCUUUUCAGGAGCAGAUUAAAUGUUUAGCAUAUUUAAUGUUUUGAAACUAGUGAUUAUUACUUUGCAAUGCAAUACCCUGCUUACACAAUUACUGGAUUCCAACAAAUUUGUAUUAAGUUUAAUUACUGUAUUGCAACAGGUUUGACUGAGUAAUACUUUGUGCAGUAGGGACUUGAGUUGUUUCCAUUAAUUGAGUUUUCGUGUUCAUGUCUUACGUGACUUUGUUGGGACUCCAUAGAGUGAAGGAUUUGCAGGAUUGGGGAUUUACAGUGUAGAGAUAGAAACUGGACAUCUGUUUACUGAGGAUUCAAUUCUGCUCUCAUUAGUGUCAGUGGGAGCAGGAGGAAGCUCUAAUAUGAUCUCGUUAAUAUAAUGUAAUGGAAUAAUUGUUUUCUUUUCAUAAUAUUUAAGAAGUCUGGAAACUGUAUAAUUUUAAAGAGACUUAGGGACAGAUGGCUGUCAGAAUUUGCCCUAAACAAGCAAAUGUACAUUUGCUUACCAUGACAGUAAUUAAAGUAAAACUGCUACAUAUUUUAAUCUACCUUUUGUAUAUUAAUUAGGUUUAUUUUUAUGAACAGUAUGGUAUGAACAUUUUAAAUCAUUAAAUGGAGUCUGAAAUAUAUCUUUAUACCACAAACUACUACCCUGUUAUACUAACUACCCUGUUAUACCCUGUUCUUUGCUACCCUGUUAUACUAACCUCUGAACUUUCCAGGGGGUGCUAUAAGGUUUUUUACUUCAGCUUCCACUGACUUUAAUGGGAAUUGUGUGGCUAAAACCAUGUGCAAUAUUUUGUGGUAAAGUUAAAUAUUCGCACUUGCCUCUAAAAUGAAAGUUAAACAAUUCAAUGCCAGGCACUGUAGCACUUUGCAGUACUUUCAUCUUUGCAAUCAAACUUCUCUGAAUCCCCAAAUCAGUACAUUUUAACAAAUUAUAAAGUACUCUGUGGGCAAUUUUUUAAAAUACAUGCAGGAAAAGAUCUGUACUAUAGAAUUUUCUUUAAAGCUAUACCUAAACUACAUGAGCUUCAUUGGCAUGCAGUUAAUUGUAAAUCUUCCUAGAUUGAUUGUAUUGCCUUUUAUCAGAAGUGAAUACUACAGCAGAUUCUAAAUUAAUUCACAGCUAUCACUUGGCUUUAAUAUCAGAAUAUCUUUUUUAUAACAAGCACUUGUUAGAAAACGAAGUGUAUAAUGUUACAAACUGUAUAUACAAAUAAGUGUCUGCAUAUUUAACAAUAAAAUUAAUAAACCUUACUGCUAUAUAUUUA